This is a messenger RNA of Durio zibethinus, 3650 nucleotides long. The record is from RefSeq and is a predicted model, not a curated record. NCBI's taxonomy places the organism in Eukaryota, Viridiplantae, Streptophyta, Magnoliopsida, Malvales, Malvaceae.
GUUAAUGCUCACAACCAUAUCGUCAUGCAAGGGUACUUCCAAAAUCUGAUUGCUUAUCCGGAGAAGAGUUCCAGAACAAAACCUUUCGGACCAUGCACAAAAUUUAUGCUCAGCUGUCCCCUCUCCCUUAUCCUUUCAAUUUGAUUAAUAUUUGCGUUCACUUUUCGAAACACUUAUUGCAAUAGUAUGCACAGCAAAGUAAAUUGAAGGAAAAAAAAAAAAGAAGCAACUGCUCGUAAAAUUAUGAAUAUAAGACAAAAGGAUAAAAAAAAUUGGGUGAUAUUUAUAGAUGUCGUUGGGACUUGGGACAGUGAUAUUUAUAUCUGGGCCAACACGUUUCGUCACAUCUUCUGAUGGCGGCAGUUUUUUUUUCACUCAUCUGUUCCACAAUUCAACGCCGCAAAGGCGCAAAGAAAGCAAUAUAGCCUUUGUUUCUUCGCUUUAUUAAGAAAAAAAAAAAGAAGCAAAAUUGCCUUCACUUUUUUCGACUUUCUAAAAUCCAGUGGUCUCAGUCAUGGCUCAAGGAGACUCCAACUUCCUACAUGUAGCUACUGAAAUGAUUAAUGAAGAGGAACAGAGGCUGAAAUACUUGGCAUUCGUUCAAGUAACGGCUGUGCACGUGGUUUUGUGCUUGACCAACCUCUUCGUUUACGCUAAGGAAAGGUCGGGACUGUUGAAGCCUGGUGUCGAGAUCGUUGAGCGAAUUAUUAAGAGCUUGGUUCGACUGGUUUUUGAUAAGUACUUUAAUGUCCCUGGUGAGCUUCUCAAAUUUGUUGAUCGCAAGGUUGGUGAAUCUGUGACUAAGAUUGAUCGUCUUGUCCCUCCAGUCAUCAAGCAGGUCUCAUCCGAAGCCAUUUCUGCUGCCCAAAAGGCUGCAGGAGUGGCUGGGAGUGUGGCUACUGAGGUCCAGCGUGCUGGAUUUGUGAGCUCCGCCUCAGGAUUCAUCAAGCAGGUCUCAUCCGAAGCCAUCUCCGCUGCCCAAAAGGCUCCUGGGGUUGGUGAAUCAGUACGUAUGAUUGAUGGUCUUGUUCCUCCAUUCAUCAAGCAAGUCUCAUCUGAAGCCAUUUCAGCUACCCAAAAUGCUGCAGGAGUGGCCGGGGGUGUGGCUACUGCGGUCCAGCCUGCUGGGGUGGUGAGCACUGCCUCAGGAUUCAUCAAGCAGGUCUCAUCUGAAGCCAUCUCGGCUGCCCAAAAGGCUCCAGGGGUUGGUGAAUCUGUGGCUAAGCUUGAUAGUUUUGUCCCUCCAAUCAUCAGGCAGGUCUCAUCCGAAGCGAUCUCGGCUGUCGAAAAGGCUGCAGGCGUGGUUGGGGCUGUGGCUACUGAGGUCCAACAUGCUGGAAUGAUUAAAAAUGAAGAACAGAAGCUGAAAUACUUGGCAUUCGUUCAAGUAGCCGCAGUCCAUGCAGUUUUGUUCUUCACCAACCUCUACCUUUACCUUAAGGAAAGGUCAGGACCAUUGAAGCCUGGCAUUGAGAUCGUUGAGCGAAUGGUUAAGAGUGUGGUUCGACUCUUUUUUGGCAAGUACUCUGAUGUCCCUGGUGAGCUUCUCAAAUUUGUUGAUGGCAAGGUCGGUGAAUUUGUGACUAAAAUUGAUCGUCUUGUCCCUCCAGUCAUCAAGCAGGUCUCAUCCAAAGCCAUCUUGGUUGCCCAAAAGGCUGCAGGAGUGGCUGGGGUUGUGGCUACUGAGCACCAGCAUACUGGAGUGGUGAGCACUGCCUCAGGAUUCAUCAAGCAGGUCUCAUCCGAAGCCAUCUCGACUGCCCAAAAAGCUCCAGGGGUUGGUGAAUCUGUGACUAAGAUUGAUCGUCUUGUCCCACCAGUCAUCAAGCAGGUCUCAUCCGAAUCCAUCUCGGCUGCCCAAAAGGCUGCAGAAGCGGCUGAGGGUGUGGCUACUGAGGUCCAGAAUGCUGGAGAGACACUGAAAUACAUGGCAUGCUUGCAAGUAGCUGCUGUCCAGGUUGUUUUGUAUUUGACCAAAUUCUUCGUUUACGCUAAGGAAUGGUCGGGACCGUUGAAGCCUGUUGUUGAGAUCGUUGAGGAACUGGUUAAGAGUGCGGUUCGACUGGUUUUUGAUAAGUACUUUAAUAAUACCCCUGUUGAGCUUCUCAAAUUUGUUGAUAGCAAGGUUGUUGAAUCUGUGAAAAAGAUUGACCGGCUUGUCCCUCCAGUCAUCAAGCAAGUAUCAUCCGAAGCUAUCUCGACUGCCCAAAAGGCUGCAGGGGUCCAGCUUGCUGGAGCAGUAAGCACUGCCUCAGGAUUCAUCGAGAAGGUUGGUGAAUCUGUGACUAAGAUUAAUCAUCUUGUCCCUCCGGUCAUCGGCCAGUUCUCAUCUGGGGCCAUCUUGGCUGCCCAAAAGGCUGCUGGAGUGGCUACUGAAGUCCAGCUUGCUGGAGCGGUGAGCACUGCCUCAGAAUUAAUCGAGCAGGUUGGUGAAUCUGUGACUAAAAUUGAUCAUCUUGUCCCUCCAGUCAUCAGCCAGGUCUCAUCCAAAGCCAUCUCAGCUGCACAAAAGGCUGCAGGGCUGGCUACUGAGGUCCAGCUUGCCGGAGCUGGAGCGGUGAGCGCUGCCUCAGGAUUCAUCGAGCAGGUUGGUGAAUCUGCGACUAAGAUUAAUCGUCUCGUCCCUCCAGCCAUCAGUCAGGUUUCAUCCGAAGCCAUCUCAGCUGCCCAAAAGGCUGCAGGAGUGGCUGGGGGUCUGGCUUCUGAGUUCCAGUCUGCUGGCGUUGUGAGCACUGCCUCAGGAUUCAUUGGGCAGGUCUCAUCCGAAGCCAUCUCAACUGCUCAAAAGGCUCCAGGGGUUGGUGAAUCUGUGACUAAGCUUGAUAGUCUUGUCCCUUCAAUCAUCAAGCAGGUUUCAUCCGAUGCCAUCUCGGCUGUCGACAAGGCUGCAGGAGUGGUCGGGGGUGUGGCUACUGAGGUCCAUUCUGCUGGAGUCCUAAGCAAUGCCUCAGGAUUCAUCCAGCAGGUCUCAUCCGAAGCCAUCUCGGCAGCCCAAACGGAUUCAGGGGUUGGUGAAUCUCUGACUAAGCUUGAUGGUCUUGUCCCUUCAAUCAUCAAACAGGUCUCUUCUGAAACCAUCUCGGCUGCUGACAAGGCUGCAGGAGUGGCUACUGAGGUCCAGCAUGCUGGAGUGGUGAGCACUGCCACAGGGUUAAUCGGGCAGCUCUCAUCCGAAGCCAUUUCGACUGCCCAAAAGGCUUCAGGGGUUAACAGAUUUUUCAGACCUUUUAGCUCCAAUAUUUGAUUGACAGAGAGUAUUCUAAGACUGAUGAUGUCUAGCACGUUAGGGAAAGGUUUGUAGCAGUUGCUUUGUUUGAAGUGUUGUGUUGGGACUCUUGGCACGUGGGAUUGUAAAAGUUCUUAAUAUUUCUCAUUUUUAAGUUUGAGAUGUUAUUAUAUUAAAUUAAUAUUAAAUUAGCUUUGUAAUUUUAAAAUCUCAUAAUAUAAAUUUACUAUACAUGCACUAAACACAAAAUAGUCAAAUCUCAAAUUUCAGUAUCCCCUUUUACCAUUUCAAACAUGAAUUUCUAGUCAAAUAUCUAGAAAUAUAAAAUAAAUUUACUAGUGUUUCUUUAUCUUUCCAUUGUCAAAAGUCCUGAAGCAGUGGUUAUUAUUAGUAUAAUAUUUUUAUUUUGGUGAGGGAGCUAUUU